AUGUCCGCGCCCUCUGCGGCGCCGGUCUAUUGCUUUUCCAUCCUGGCCGCGGCGGAGCCGGGGGUGAUGCCCCGGGUCCUGGAGCUCUUCGCCAAGCGCGGCCUGGUGCCGACCCGCUGGCACAGCGACGUGACGGGGCCGAAGGGCCGCGACCUUGCCAUCGACAUCCAGGUCGACGGCCUGGACGUGCAGACCGGCGACUACAUCGCGCGCUGCCUGCGCCAGGUUUUCGAGGUGGACACGGUACUGACCUCGCAAAAGCACGUGGGUCAGCAGUCUGUGGGCGCGCGCCUGCGGCAGCGAAAUGCGGACGGCGGGCAUGCCUUCUCGCCCUGCGAAGCGGACUACGACCACUUCACCCGCCCGUUCCAGGCCCCGGGCGCGGAGGAGGGCGUCGACCUGGUCGUCCACCUUGCGCCGAGGCGGAUCAUGAGAACUCUGUUCGUAGUCUGUGCGGUUGCACUCAUCGGAGCUGUGGGGGGCGCCGUUGGGGACGCGGUGGCCGACACCACCGACGUCAAGUGGCAAAACCGGGUGGUGGUCGACAAGCAGGGCGCGCACUGCGUCGACGACCCGAACUGCUUCAACCGCUACCACCCGGACAUCCCCGCGGUGGUCCGCGCCAACCCCGGUGACAUGAUCAUCUACCACACGCGCGAUGCGCUGGAUUCCGAUCUCACGCUCGACUCCAAUGCCGACGAUCUGGCCGCGCUGGACCUCAAUCUCGUCCAUCCCAUGACCGGACCGGUGCACAUCGAGGGCGCCGAGCGCGGCGACGUGAUCGCCGUCACCCUGGUCGACAUCGAACCGGACGAAUACGGCUACACCGUCAUCGUGCCCGGCUUCGGCUUCCUGCGCGACAUCUACACCGAGCCCUAUCUGGUGAACUGGAAACUGAGCCGCACCCACGCCGUCUCCGACCAGAUGCCCGGCAUCAAGGUGCCCUACGAGGCCUUCAUGGGAUCGGUCGGCGUGAUGCCCGGCCAGCCGGAGGUCGAGACCUGGCUGGAGCGCGAAAGGCUGCUCGCCGAGGCCGGCGGCGUCGCCCUGCCGCCGCAGCCCAUCGGGGCUCUGCCCUCGGCAGUCUGCGGACCCGAAGGCCCGGCGCGCGAUCAGUGCCUGCGCACCGUUCCGCCGCGCGAGAACGGCGGCAACAUGGACGUGCAGCAGAUGCAGGUCGGCACCACCCUGCUGCUGCCCUGCUUCGUCGAUGGCUGCGGGCUCUUCGUCGGCGAUGUGCACUUUGCCCAGGGCGACGGCGAGGUGUCCGGCACGGCGAUCGAAACCGGCGCCGUGGUGACGCUGACGGUGGACAUCCGCAAGGGCCAGGGCGCGGUCAUCACGGGGCCCGAAGUCGAAGGCGGCACGCAGAUCAAGGACAUCGAGCCCUCCAAGUUCUACCAGACCAUCGGCCUGCCGCUGAAGGCCGCGGGCGAGGUCCCGCCGCCGCACACCUAUCUGGACAGCGAGAAGAUCGCCAACCUCACCAACCUUUCCGAGGACCUGACGUUGGCGGCCCGCGACGCGCUGAUCAAGAUGAUCGCCUACAUUCAGCGCGAGCACGGCCUGACGGCGGAGCAGGCCUACAUCCUGGCCAGACGUCUUCGAAGAGUGAUCGCGAGCCGCACCCGCCGCAAAGCGCUCGGCCUCGGCCUGCGGGCCGCCGCCGGGGCGGCGGCGGCCGUGCUGCUGGCCGGCCACACGCCCUAUGGGCAGUGGGUGGUCUACCGCAAGAAGCACCUGCUGAUCGGCUGCCACAGGGCCGAUCCCACGACCUACGAUCUGGCCAAGCGGGUGGUGGGGCUGCUGGACGAACACCUUCCGGCGGCGAAGUCGCGGGUCGCGCGUGCGCCCAACGCCGGGCGCCUGGCCAGCCUGCUGGCGACGGCGCAGAUGGACGUGGCAACCCUGGGCCCGGACGACGCCACGGCCAUGCUGGCCGGCAGCAACGGCUUUGCCGCCUACGGGCCCGUCGCCCUUCGCCUGUUGCUGCCGCUGGAGGAGCGGCUUCUGGUCGCCCGGGCCGAGUUUCCCGAACGGCAUGCCUGGCUGGUGGCCUCCGCCCUGGUCGGAACGGAACUGGUCCCCGCCGGCCAGGGCGCCGACGACCUGGGCGUGCCGUGGCAUCCCGGCGCCCGCGCCUUCCUGGAAGGCCGUGACGGAGCGGUAAAGCGCAAGGGCCGCGGGAUUGUCGGCCACCACCUGCAGGCAGGCGGCCCCGGCCCCCGCAGUUACAGCCCAGUUCAGGACCGCGCCGACGGUCUGGCGGCCAAAGCCGCGCUGGCGCCAGCGGGAAUCGGUCACGACCGCUUCGACCACGGCCAGGCCGUCGUGCACUACGCCAUAGGCCAGGGCGACCACCGCCCCUUCGUGGCGGGUGGCGGCGAAGAUGCGCGGCAGCAUGAUGGUGCGGACCAUCGUUUCGAAGACCGCGCUGUCGGCCGUAUCGGCGGGGCUCAGGGCUGCGCGGGCCUGCAGCCAGUCGCCGUCGGCCUCCGCGGUCAGGCGCGUCGCCGCGCUUUGCGGCUGCGGCCAUGCGGAGAGGCCGUUGAAGAGGGUCAGGGUCUCGCCCUCCGCCGUGUAGCCGCCGGCGGCCAGCGGCCCGUCCAUCGCUGCCGCGAUGGAGGGGACGCGAAACAGCGCCGCUUGAUCGAGCGCGGCGUAGGUGGCUUCGGCAGCAGCCAGGAUCGCGGCCGGAUCGCGCGGGCCGCCGCGCAGAGGGUUCACCGAAUUGGUCCGCCGGGUGGAACCGCCGGCGGCGCGCAGCAGCCAGCCGCUCAAAAGCAUCUGCCGCGGCGAAGGAUGCCACCGUUGGGGGUCGAUGAGGACGGUCGGGCGAAAGAAACGCGACUGCGCGCCCUCCGCCAGUGCUUAGUGGCCGUGCCACUUGUACGCCAGCCACGUGACGUUUUGAGGCCCUUCGUCCAGCAGCUCUGGGCAUCGGAUCCUUCCGGCGCGCCCUCCGGCAGCGGUCGCGAGGCGGUGCUGCCCUCCGUGUCCACCCAGCUGGUCAUUCGUCUGGGAGAACAGCCGCUGCGGAUCUUCCGCCAUCGUGACGACCUCGAAGGAUACACCGUGAGUACGGCGGUGAUCGGCGGCCCCCGCCUGGCGCCCUACGUGAAAGACGUCUCCCGGCCCGUCCCGACAGUCGGGGCUGCGCUGCGGCCGGGCGCGGCCGGGCUUCUGAUCGGCGCGUCCGCCGGCACCUUCGUAGGCCGGCACCUGCCGCUGGAGGAUGUCUGGGGCGCGGCGCCGGUGGCCGCCCUGCGCGCGGCGCUGUGGGAGGCCGGAUCGGCGGCGCAGCGGCUCGCCAUCUUCGAAGCCGCCCUCGUUGCGCGGCUGCCGAAGGUUACGGGACUCGAUCCGCUGAUCGCCCAGGCGCUGGCCGGGUUUGACGCCGGGGCGCCGGUCGGCGCCGUUGCGGCGGCGAGCGGGUACAGCCAUCGGGCCUUUACCAAGCGCUUUGCGGAAGCCGUCGGGUUGAAGCCGAAGACCUAUGCCAGGCUGCUGCGCUUCGGGCGUGCCCUGGGGCCCCUGGCAGAGGGCGCCAACUCGGCGGCGGCGUCAUCCCUGGCGGAUCUGGCGGCCUGGCAGGGCUAUGCCGACCAGGCCCACUUCGCCCGCGAGUUCCGUCACUUCUCCGGUCUGACGCCCGGCGGCUAUCGCCGUCUGGCGUCCGAAAAUGGGAGGGACGUCAUCAUGGCGAUCCACGAACUCUUCGCUUACCUGCGCCCGAAGUCGGCGGGGGAGGCGAUCGAAUUCUACAAGACCGUCUUUGGCGCGACCGAGAAGUUCCGCCUCUCCGACCGGGACGGGCGCGUCGGCCAUGCGCAGCUUCUGCUCGGGGGGACGACCCUGAUGCUGUCUGACGCCUAUCCGGAGUUCGGCAUCCAUGCCCAGGAGCACGAUGAUGGUCCGAUCUCCUUCGUCAUCCACCUCCAUGUGGAUGAUGCCGACGCCUUGAUCGAGCGCGCCGUGGCGGCAGGCGCGCAACUGCUGCGUCCGCCGCAGGAUCACUUCUACGGCGAACGCUCCGGCACCGUGCGCGAUCCCUUCGGCUACGACUGGCUGAUCGGUCAUUCCAUCGAGACCCUCGAACCGGAAGAGAUCCAGCGCCGCUUCGAUGCCAUGUUCACGGGCCAGGACUGA
Molecule: messenger RNA, 4149 nt
Organism: Symbiodinium necroappetens
Lineage: Eukaryota; Dinophyceae; Suessiales; Symbiodiniaceae
Source: the annotation of a GenBank genome assembly